Molecule: messenger RNA, 633 nt
Organism: Arachis stenosperma
Lineage: Eukaryota; Viridiplantae; Streptophyta; Magnoliopsida; Fabales; Fabaceae
Exons: 1
Coding region: 1-633 (210 amino acids)
Source: RefSeq, a predicted model, not a curated record
AUGGCAGAGGGUCGUGGCUUUCCUGGCAUGUUGGGUAGCAUUGACUGCUUGCAUUGGCAAUGGAAAAAUUGUCCAAAGGCGUGGAAAGGUAUGUACAUGAGUGGUUAUCGUGGGGUUGAAACCAUAGUACUUAAGGUUGUAGCAUCUUCAGACCUUUGGAUAUGGCAUGCGUUCUUUGGAGUUUCUAGUUCAAAUAACGAUAUCAACGUAUUAGAUUGUUCUCCAGUAUUCGAUGAUAUUCUAAAUGACCGUGCUCCGGAGGUAAAUUAUACUAUUAAUGGUAAUAAUUAUACUAUGGGAUACUAUUUAGCAGAUGGUAUUUAUCCUGAAUGGGCCACAUUUGUCAAAUCAAUCUCAAAGCCACAAGGAGAGAAACGCAAGUUAUUUGCACAAUACCAAGAAUGGCAAAGAAAAGAUGUGGAGCGAGCAUUCGGAGUGUUGCAAGCACGCUUUGCAAUUAUACGUGGUCCAGCUCGCUUUUGGGAAAAGAAGAAGCUUGCCAACACAAUGAGAGCUUGUAUUAUAUUGCAUAAUAUGAUUGUUGAGGAUGAAAGAGAUACUUAUGCAGGAAAUUUUGCUCAAGGCUUAGAGUAUGAUGAUGUCGAAAAUGGCUUAUCACAACCUCAGCUGUGA